UGCCAGUCAACUCCAAUCCAUGCAAGUCCAUGUCGAGUUGCAAGGUUGCCUUGUAACGUAACCUCAACUUCUCGUCCUCUUCUUUUUGGCGAACAAUUUUCGCGAAAACAGCAAGACAAAAUAGAGUUUAUGAACAUUUGCGACGGGUUCGGAGGACCAUGCGACUUGUGACGGCCAUGAACGCUAAGCUGCCACUGAUUUUACGGCAGCGCGGCGCAAUCGUGCGUUCGUUCCGCGGAAACCGGUCGGUCUCGGAUCAUCAUGCAUCGUCAUCAUCAGUUUGUGCGAGGCUACGACCGAUGCGAGGGGAAUAUCUGUUUCACAAGUCAGGAUUACCGAGGAUCGCUCAAAUUCACUCCACGACGGUAACGACGGUGAGAUUUUUUUCAGCUAAGAGAUACUCCGAUAAAGAUCCUCCGAGUGAUGGUAACGGAGAACAAUCCGGAGAUUAUCCAGCCUCCCUGCCCGCGACCGUAGUGGUGCCUGAAGUAUGGCCUCAUGUACCAGUCAUUGCUAUCAAUAGAAAUCCAGUUUUUCCUAGAUUUAUUAAGCUGAUUGAGAUCAGCAAUCCAGUUUUGAUAGAUUUGAUACGUAGAAAAAUAAAAUUAAAUCAGCCUUACGUAGGUGUUUUCUUAAAGAAGACUGAAGAGAAUGAAGCUGAAGUUGUUCAAAGCUUGGAUGAGAUUUAUCCAAUUGGAACUUUUGCCCAAGUACACGAGGUACAGGACCUAGGAAACCGAUUAAGAUUAGUAAUUAUGGCACACAGGAGAAUAAAAAUUAUUAACCAAAUUUUCGAAGAUGUUAAUUCAAAAGUGGAACAUGAGAUGAAACUGACGUUUCCACUAUUAAAUACUACAAUUACCGUUCCUGUAGACGACACAAUGACCAGUGGCAAGACAAACCGAAGAUCAUUGCGUAAAAAGGCAGAAAAUAGAAUUUCAGAGCGAAUAGAGAAAACAGAAAAGAUCAGUGAUACGAACCCUACCGUCGAAAUAAAACCGCCGAAAGAUUCAACGGAGAAGAUUACGGAAAAACCAUUAGAUUCAUCGAUUCCAGAGUCUGGUAGUCAACCUAUACUAAUGGUGGAAGUUGUAAAUGUUACACAUGAAAAGUUUAAGCAAACUGAAGAGAUUAAGGCACUGACGCAAGAGCUUAUCAAAACGAUCCGAGACAUAAUCAGUAUGAAUCCUUUGUAUCGUGAAUCUCUGCAACAAAUGCUGCAUCAAGGACAAAGAGUUGUGGAUAAUCCGGUUUAUCUCAGUGAUUUAGGUGCCGCUUUAACUGGAGCCGACGCGCAGGAAUUGCAGCAAGUUUUAGAAGAAAUGGAUAUUUUAAAAAGACUGAGACUAUCCCUUGCGCUUUUGAAAAAGGAAUAUGAAUUGAGUAAAUUGCAGCAGAAAAUUGGUAGAGAAGUCGAGGAGAAAGUAAAGCAGCAACAUAGGAAAUAUAUACUUCAUGAACAAUUAAAAGUUAUUAAGAAAGAAUUAGGAUUGGAAAAAGAUGACAAAGAUGCAAUAGAAGAAAAAUACAGGGAAAGAAUAAGACAAAAAACAGUUCCUAAAUCUGUUAUGGACGUAUUAGAAGAGGAGUUAAAUAAACUUUCUUUUUUAGAAAGUCACAGUAGUGAAUUCAAUGUUACAAGGAAUUAUCUCGACUGGCUUACGUCUAUGCCGUGGGGUGUGACGAGUACAGAGAAUUUAAAUCUUCAAGAUGCCAUUAAAAUUUUGGACGAGGAUCAUUAUGGAAUGGACGAUAUAAAGAAAAGAAUACUUGAAUUUAUUGCUGUUAGUCAACUGAAAGGUAGUACACAAGGAAAGAUAUUAUGUUUCUACGGGCCUCCUGGGGUCGGCAAGACUUCAAUAGCCAGAUCAAUUUCCCGUGCUUUAAACAGAGAAUAUUUUAGGUUUAGUGUCGGUGGAAUGACGGACGUCGCAGAGAUUAAGGGACACAGGAGAACAUAUGUGGGAGCCAUGCCAGGCAAAGUUAUUCAAUGUUUGAAAAAAACGAAAACUGAGAAUCCAUUGAUUUUGAUAGAUGAAGUGGAUAAGAUCGGCAAAGGACAUCAAGGAGAUCCAGCAUCUGCUCUUCUUGAAAUGUUAGAUCCAGAACAAAAUGCAAAUUUUCUGGAUCAUUAUUUAGACGUUCCAGUAGAUCUAUCGAAAGUACUAUUUAUUUGUACAGCAAAUGUGACAGAUACUAUUCCGGAACCCCUAAGAGAUCGUAUGGAGAUGAUAGACAUGUCCGGCUAUGUUGCCGAGGAGAAACUCGCUAUCGCGAAGCAAUACUUGGUUCCACAAGCUAGAACUGAAUCUGGUCUCAGUGAAGAACAGAUCACCAUACAAGACAACGCGCUCACGGUGUUGAUCAAAUCUUACUGCCGAGAGUCUGGAGUGAGAAGUUUGCAGAAACAUAUAGAAAAGGUGCACAGGAAGGUGGCGUUUAAAGUCGUUAAGAAGGAAGUUGACAAGAUCAACAUUACCGUGGACAACCUGCAGGAGUUCGUGGGCAAACCUGUGUUUACACAUGACAGGAUGUACGAAAUCACACCACCUGGUGUUGUGAUGGGCCUAGCGUGGACCGCUAUGGGCGGGUCCACACUGUUUAUUGAGAGCACCAUCAGAAAACCAACGGGUGGCAAAAAGACUGAAGGCACCUUUGAAGUCACCGGUCAUUUGGGUGACGUGAUGAAAGAGUCCAUUCAUAUUGCGAUGACUGUGGCGAGAAAUUAUCUGAAACAGGAAGAGCCUUCAAAUACGUUUCUGUACGAUUCUCACUUGCAUAUACACGUCCCUGAAGGAGCGACUCCAAAAGAUGGGCCUAGUGCAGGCGUAACAAUCGCCACUGCGUUAUUGUCCUUGGCUAAAAAUCAAGCUAUUAGACAGAACGUGGCAAUGACAGGUGAAUUAAGUCUUAUGGGUAAGGUACUUCCUGUCGGUGGUAUCAAAGAGAAAGUUAUUGCAGCGAAACGAGUCGAUGUUAAAUGCAUAAUUUUACCUGACGAGAACAAAAAAGAUUUCAACGAUCUACCUGAAUAUAUCAGAGAUGGCUUAGAAGUGCAUUUUGCCUUGACGUUCAAUGACAUUUAUCGUAUAUGUUUCGCGAAAACGGAUGAGAUCGAUUCUCUUCGAUCUAAAUCGAUCACUGAUCAAGUUUCAUCCACACAGCCAACAUUUGGAUAAAAUAGUGUACAAGGUGUAUUAUUAUAACAAAUCAGACAUAUGUUCUUUUGAAUUUCUCGUUUCGCUAUGAUUAAUACUAUCUUAUAUUUUGAUCUCUUUUGAAUCAUGUUUUGUACACAAAUAAUAUGCAUAAGGAUAUGUCACUGAAAAAA
Messenger RNA from Monomorium pharaonis (pharaoh ant), 3331 nucleotides. It is a transcript of the gene Lon, whose product is annotated as lon protease homolog, mitochondrial. Lineage: Eukaryota; Metazoa; Arthropoda; Insecta; Hymenoptera; Formicidae. Gene Ontology annotation, molecular function: ATP-dependent peptidase activity; serine-type endopeptidase activity; single-stranded DNA binding. Gene Ontology annotation, cellular component: mitochondrial matrix. Gene Ontology annotation, biological process: mitochondrion organization; chaperone-mediated protein complex assembly; protein quality control for misfolded or incompletely synthesized proteins. The record is from RefSeq and is a predicted model, not a curated record. The transcript is spliced from 10 exons. Bases 159 to 3179 code for a protein of 1006 amino acids.